This is a messenger RNA of Theileria annulata, 2226 nucleotides long. Its product is annotated as eukaryotic translation initiation factor, putative. NCBI's taxonomy places the organism in Eukaryota, Apicomplexa, Aconoidasida, Piroplasmida, Theileriidae. The record is from RefSeq and is a predicted model, not a curated record. Gene Ontology annotation, cellular component: eukaryotic translation initiation factor 3 complex. Gene Ontology annotation, biological process: translational initiation. Bases 1 to 2226 code for a protein of 741 amino acids. Gene Ontology annotation, molecular function: translation initiation factor activity; translation initiation factor binding; RNA binding. The transcript has 10 exons.
AUGGUUAGAGUAAACCCGUCAGAUCUCAGCCAAGAGGAACUUGAAAUAGGCAUUUUGGACUGGGUUUCUGACGAUGACGAAGAAUUUGAUCAAUCACAACUAGAAAGGUUUUACGAACAAGACCCACCUGUAACGCUGGAUAAAAGCUUCAAGAGAACGUUGAUGGGUAUUUUUUAUUUUUUAAAUUUAUUUUCAGUUUUGGGACUCCCAGUGGUUGGCCCUGAAAAACACGACAGACUUCGAGACGUAGUUCGUAAAACAAUAACAAAAGAGUUGGAGAAAAAGGGAUGUGAGAUUCAAACGCCGUUUGUACUGGAGAUACCAACAGAUGGUAGUAAGCAGACGAAAGGGUUGGCCUUUUUUACAUUUGGAACUCCAUUUGAAGCGAACAUGGCCCUGAAGUUCAUAAACAAGUUUAAGCUGGACUCUUCCCAUGCAUUUAAGGCCAUUUUGGUGGACAACUUUGACAUGAUAGUGAGCGACGAUAAUAAGUGCGUGCCACCACUAAAGACAUUUGGAUUUACGAGGGAAGGAAUUAGGGACUGGUGGAUCAUGGGAGAACGCAUGAGGGACCAGUUUGUAAUAAGAUACGCAGACAAAACUGAGGUGUACUGGUUCGACUCAGUUCACCGGGAGCCAAAGCUGGCAUAUGAUGGAUCGAGAGAGAGAGCCGAGGGUAGAAGACCAUGGGCAGAUCAGAAAGUAGAAUGGAGUCCAAACGGGUCCUAUUUAGCAGUUUACAAGUGGGCAGGAAUAGCACUUUACGGAGGAAAUAACUUUGAACUGAAAAUAAGAUUCGAACACAAGAAUGUAAAAAACAUACAAUUCUCACCAUGUGAAGAAUAUCUUCUAACAUGGGAUGGUUCAAAGGGAGAGGACAGGCAUGAAAAAUCUAUUUGUAUCUGGAGAGUUAUUACAGGUGAGCUUUUGAGGAGUUUCCCAACGCCGUUAAAGUCACCGAAGGGUGGAGACUUCCCUCACCUGCUCUGGAACAGAACUGGAAAGUACAUUGCAAUGCUGAACCAGUUUUUAGAAGGCAGUGAAGUGCUCGUUUACAGGCUGCCUGAAAUGACACUAAUUGAAGGACCAGACGGGAAACCAGCGCCUCUCAAGUACUCGGCUGAAAAGUUCGAUUGGUCUCCUCAAGAUGAUAUCCUCUCUGUUGUUAUUCCAGGCUCACUAGAUACUCCAGCGAGGUUGGUGUUGGUUGAGAUACCGUCAAGACGAGAGUUGAGUUCAAGGAAUGUAUACAAUGUGUGCGAAGUUGCAAUGCACUGGCACUCGAAAGGAGAUUGCCUAUGCUUGAGGACUACGAUUUCUAAAAAGACUGGGAAAAAGGGAAGAAAACAGUUUAACCAGCUUGAAAUAUUCCGUCUAAGAGAAAGAAACAUACCAGUUGAUACAAUACAAAUACAAGAUGCAACAGUAAAACAAUUACACUGGGAAGAAGGUGGAAGUAAGAGAUUUGCGUUGAUUGUUAAGGACGAGGAGACUAGGAGCCAUUCCAUCAGAUUCUACAAGGUCUCAGAUGUAGGAGCCACGAGAGAUACUGUUUGGACGACAACAUUCGACAUCACCUCACAACUGAACCAUAUGCAAUGGUCACCAGCAGGAAACUACUUUGUGCUGGGAGGAUUGGGCGCAGAAGGCUCACUCUUUUUCUGCGCACUAAACGAUAACGAUAAAGUCGACGUGUUAUAUAAGGAUGAGCACUUUAUGAUGAAUACAAUAAGGUGGAGUAGUUGUGGAAGGUAUUUGGCAACAUGUGUCAAUGUCCCAAUGCCUCAACAUAACGCAACAACCUCAGAUUCAUUCAGAUAUAGUGCGGAAGCUGGAUAUUGCCUGUGGACAUUCCAGGGCAGACUGUUGUGUAAGGACAGGAAGGAGAACUUCUACAGCUUCGAUUUCAGACCCCACCCAACUCCAUUGCUUAAAAGGACAGAAAUUGAAAAGAUCAAGAAGAACCUUAAGGAGUACACGAAAAGGUACGACCUCAUAGACGAAAAGGAGAGGAAGGACUACAGAGAUUCGUACCUACAGAAAAGACAAAAUAAUCUCGACGCCUUCAAACAGCUAUAUUCAUCACUCUUACAGUGGUACACGUCACAGGACAACUAUUUGGAGUUCAAGUCCGGAUGGGACAAGUUUUUAAACCCGCUGGACUGGGAAGUCACAGAUGAAGUGUAUCAGGAAGUAAUUGACAUAAAGGAGGAGGUUUUUGAGUAA